AUGGUGUCUGUCCAUUGCUUUGCUCGCGCUGAUCGUCCUGCUGGGAAAAGUCCUAGCCUCUUCACUUGGCAGAUGCUCCCUAUCUUUAGGAGUUCAAUCAUGUCACCAUACUACCAGAAGUCUGGCUUCUCGUCCUUGAUAGCAACUGUAUUUCUCUAUGACUCUGCUGCAGAGAGCUCUAAUGGCAAUGAGACUCUGGGGCACAGUUCAGUUGCUUCCGGGGGAGCACAUGGCAGGGAGCCUGGGGACUCCAGCAGUGAUGGCAAAACGGGGCUGGAGCAGGAAGAGCAGCCACUGAACCUGAGUGACAGUCCCCGCUCUGCACAGCUGACUUCGGAAUACAGGGUAGAGGACCAAGGCAGUAAUGGGAAAAACAAGUAUAAGAAUCUUCUAAUCUCCGACCUCAAGAUGGAACGAGAGGGGAGAGAAAAUGGAAGCAAGUCUCCAGCCCACAGCUACUCCAGCUAUGACUCUGGCAAAAAUGAGGGCGUCGAUCGAGGCGCAGAGGACCUGUCACUCAGCAGGGGAGACGAAGACGAGGAUGACCAUGACGAGCAUGAGGAUUCUGAGAAGGUGAACGAGACCGAUGGCGUGGAAGCCGAGAGGCUGAAAGCUUUCAAUAUGUUUGUCAGGCUGUUUGUAGAUGAAAACUUGGACCGAAUGGUCCCAAUCUCUAAGCAGCCCAAAGAAAAGAUCCAGGCUAUCAUUGACUCAUGCAGGCGACAGUUCCCUGAGUAUCAAGAGCGCGCCAGAAAGCGUAUCCGUACUUACCUCAAGUCCUGCAGGCGGAUGAAGAGAAGUGGUUUUGAGAUGUCUCGACCUAUCCCUUCCCACCUUACUUCAGCAGUUGCAGAGAGUAUCUUGGCUUCAGCCUGUGAAAGCGAGAGUAGAAACGCUGCCAAGAGGAUGCGUCUGGAUAAAACCCAGGACGAAGCUACUCCUGCUGACAAACAGUGCAAGCCUGAGGCAGCCCAGGCCACCUACUCAACGUCUACUGUUCCAGGCUCCCAGGAGGUGUUGUACAUCAAUGGCAAUGGGACCUACAGUUACCAUAGUUACCGAGGACUAGGAGGAGGACUGCUAAACCUGAAUGACACUUCUAGUAGUGGACCCACAGAUCUGAGCAUGAAGAGGCAGCUGGCGCCUGGCUCGGGAUCUUCCAGCAGUUCAAACCCCAGACCUCAGCUCAGUCCGACAGAAAUCAACGCCGUGAGACAGCUUGUCGCCGGGUAUCGAGAAUCGGCUGCAUUUUUAUUGCGUUCUGCAGAUGAACUGGAAAAUCUCAUUUUACAACAGAACUGAGGCCAACGAUGUCUGUACUCACUGGGUUCUAAACUUGCGGUUUCCACUAAUGACACUUGAUUUUCCAGCAGAGAGACUCCUAGGCUUGCACCACCGUCUUUUAAGAGAAGCGUUUCCAUCAUGCCGUGUUGUCCUUGAUCCAUACACUGGUGUGUUAAGGAACGUCACAGGAACUCUGGUCUUGAAGUACUUGAGAUGCUCAAGUGUGCCCAGCCUGUUGCUUUUGUUUUAGUGUGUCAGCAUAAAUAUCAUAAGCAAUUUUUUAAAAGGCUGCAUAUUCUCAAUUCAAGGAUAAAAAUGAAGAAGCUCAUGGAAUAAAAAAAAAAAAGCUCAAGAUCCAACUGAAAUAUUAGUGGAAUUUUCUACUGACUCAUUGGACUGAAAGCUGAAGUAUCUGGGGGGGGAAAAGCCAAAUUUCUUGUUGCUACAGGAUAUGACAACAAUGAAAAGGAUCUUGUAUUUUAAAAGAAAAAAAUGUAAUUUUUAUAAAAAGAAAACUUGUUUUUCAUUCAAAAUGGUCAUUUUUACUUUGGUAACUUUUUCAUAGGUCCUAAAAAGAAAACUGUUUUUGAGAAACUAUUGUAAGUACCCUUUCCGCAUCCCUUUUGCCUUCUCCUCUUUCCAAAUUCUUUCUACAAAAGAAAAAUAACACUCGAUGCUGGAAAACCCUUUGCCUACUUCCUGGAAGUCGACCCAUCAGGAACUACUUCCAAGAGAUGCCUCCAUUUCUGUCCUUACGCCAGUCUCAAAACACCCACGCCCCACGGCAGCUUACCACAGCAGUUUUCAUCCCAGAAUUUUCUAAACAUUAUAAAAAGACCUUGUUGAAAACAAAACCCCAACACAUCGCUGCGUUCCCCAGAGCUGCUUGCCCCGGGCUGUGCUACCCAGCAAGCCUCCAGAGCAGCGACUGGAUGUAGAUGACUGAAUGUUACUGAGGUUGCAAGUGACAAUCUUAAACUUUGCACUCUUGUAUGUACUUCUCAUUUCUUUUGGAAACAGUUUCCAGGAAAGGCUUGUUGUUGUGUCUCCUGGUAUGAUUUGUAGCAUUUAAGUUUUUGUUCUUUUUUAUUUUUAUUUUUUUUUUAAUUGAGAGCUCUCAGCAGAUAGAGCUGGAUCUGAACAAUGAACUCUCUCUCCCCUCCGUCUCCCAGGCUCGGCCAUUUUCUCCACUUCUAGUGUUAGACACAACCCUGAGUGGUAUUUUCUGUGCACUGAAGCAAGCCUAUUUUUAAAAUAUUUAAGGAGAAGUACUUUAGUUCAUACUUGUACUAUUUUCCUUUCUGUUGUUUAGCUUCGGUUGAAUUACGAAUUCUUUGUGCAUUCUUGAAUUUGCCUUAUUUUAUGUAAAAUCUAUGUCAUUCGGGUUUUGACAAUGAGUUGAAGGCAUUAGUGAUAUCCCUUACCUUCUUGUUACAUCUAGUUUUCCAAGUACUGACUGUGAUUGUGACCAGGUAAUGUGCACUUUUUCUUGUAACUGUGGACAUUGCUAUGCUUUUUUCUUCUUGUGUUUCUAGAAUUAUUGUUCCUUACAGUUACGUAAACAAAAAUACAAAAACAAAAAAAAAAUUUUGUGAUACUGUUGGUGAAUAUAAUGUGAAAAUCUUAUUGAAAUAUGAGUAUUUUGGAAAUACAUAGAUGCACAAACAUCUUUUAAAGGUGUGAAUUUAGAGUUUGCUUAUUUAAUGAAAAUUUAAAAAUUUGAGGGCUGGUAUAAGUUUUCUCUGUUUUUGUUUGGUUUAAUAAAAGAUUUCUGUGUUAAAGAAACAAUUCUGAAAACGUA
This is a messenger RNA of Rattus rattus (black rat), 3085 nucleotides long. RefSeq names its product nucleolar protein 4-like. The transcript has 7 exons. NCBI's taxonomy places the organism in Eukaryota, Metazoa, Chordata, Mammalia, Rodentia, Muridae. The record is from RefSeq and is a predicted model, not a curated record. Bases 1 to 1302 code for a protein of 433 amino acids.